CUAAUCUUUAUCUUUUAGGACGAAAUAACUCCACAUCGUCUUUCGUCCUCAAGUUUCCUUUUAUCUUCAAACGAAAAAAACAUGUCGGUGUUGGGGCAAGGCAAACAUGGAGGCUCCGCCGCCAAUGACGACGGCAGGAGCAUCGUUGCUAGACUCUCCGGAAUGAGCGACGCCACGAAGAGAGUGGCGAAGGAGGCCGGCUACGUGUCGAAGAAGCUGUUGAGGAGCACGGGAAAAGCGGCGUGGUUGGCGGGGACAACGUUCCUUAUCCUGGUGGUGCCACUUAUCAUCGAGAUGGACCGCGAACAGCAAUUCAAUGAGCUUGAGUUGCAACACCAAAGCCUCCUUGGCUCACGCGCUGCUCCCCUCCCCCCACCUCCCAAGUAAAACAACAACUACGGUUUAGUUUGUGGGAUAUUUGAAAAUUUUCAGCGCUGGUCUUUUAUUGGUUAUGUUAAUGUAGUAUGGAUUCCUUUUUGUCAGGUUAGAUUAUGAAAUAUUAUUGUUUUAAAA
Gossypium raimondii (Peruvian cotton) is the source of this 513-nucleotide messenger RNA. RefSeq names its product mitochondrial import receptor subunit TOM9-2. Gene Ontology annotation, cellular component: mitochondrial outer membrane. The record is from RefSeq and is a predicted model, not a curated record. Bases 82 to 387 code for a protein of 101 amino acids. Gene Ontology annotation, biological process: intracellular protein transport. The transcript has a single exon. NCBI's taxonomy places the organism in Eukaryota, Viridiplantae, Streptophyta, Magnoliopsida, Malvales, Malvaceae.